GCUUUGUCUCCCCACCACCUCGCGGGGCGCGUUCUCCCGCCCCCCGGCCCCCGCGCACGCGCGCCCCGCCCUGCCCGCCUUUCCUCCCGCGCCCUCCCCUCUCCUUUCUCCCUCUCAGAACCUUCCUGCCGCCGCGUUCGGACCUCGCUGCUCCAAUCUCCGGGGCUCGUCCCAUCCUUCCAGCCUGCGACCAGCAGCAGAGAAAAACUAAUUACAUAUCAUUUUCUUGCCCCGUACACACUUUGAGGCGAGCAAAAAGAUUAGAAUAAAUUUUAACAAUGAGGGAAAUCGUGCACAUCCAGGCCGGUCAGUGUGGCAAUCAGAUCGGUGCCAAGUUCUGGGAGGUGAUCAGUGAUGAACAUGGCAUCGACCCCACCGGCACCUAUCAUGGGGAUAGCGACCUGCAGCUGGACCGCAUCUCCGUGUACUACAAUGAAGCCACAGGUGGCAAAUAUGUUCCUCGUGCUAUCUUGGUGGAUCUAGAACCGGGUACCAUGGACUCUGUUCGCUCAGGUCCUUUUGGUCAGAUCUUCAGACCCGACAACUUUGUUUUUGGUCAGUCUGGGGCAGGCAACAACUGGGCCAAGGGCCACUAUACAGAGGGGGCCGAGCUGGUUGACUCGGUCCUGGAUGUGGUUCGGAAGGAGGCUGAGAGCUGUGACUGCCUGCAGGGCUUCCAGCUGACCCACUCACUAGGUGGGGGCACGGGCUCUGGAAUGGGCACCUUGCUCAUCAGCAAGAUCCGUGAAGAGUAUCCCGACCGCAUCAUGAACACCUUCAGUGUGGUGCCCUCACCCAAAGUGUCCGACACUGUGGUCGAGCCCUAUAACGCCACCCUCUCCGUCCAUCAGCUGGUGGAGAACACUGAUGAGACCUACUGCAUUGACAACGAGGCCCUGUACGACAUCUGCUUCCGCACCCUCAAGCUGACCACCCCAACCUACGGGGACCUGAACCACCUCGUCUCAGCCACCAUGAGUGGUGUCACCACCUGCCUCCGCUUCCCUGGCCAGCUCAAUGCUGACCUCCGCAAGCUGGCAGUCAACAUGGUGCCUUUCCCACGUCUCCACUUUUUCAUGCCUGGCUUUGCCCCUCUAACCAGCCGUGGAAGCCAGCAGUAUCGGGCCCUCACUGUGCCUGAGCUCACCCAGCAGGUCUUCGAUGCCAAGAACAUGAUGGCUGCCUGUGACCCCCGCCAUGGCCGGUACCUCACCGUGGCCGCUGUCUUCCGUGGGCGAAUGUCCAUGAAGGAGGUGGAUGAGCAGAUGCUCAACGUGCAGAACAAGAACAGCAGCUACUUCGUGGAAUGGAUCCCCAACAACGUCAAGACGGCCGUCUGUGACAUCCCACCCCGUGGUCUCAAGAUGGCAGUCACCUUCAUUGGCAACAGCACAGCCAUCCAGGAGCUGUUCAAGCGCAUCUCAGAGCAGUUCACUGCCAUGUUCCGCCGGAAGGCCUUCCUCCACUGGUACACAGGUGAAGGCAUGGACGAGAUGGAGUUCACCGAGGCUGAGAGCAACAUGAACGACCUCGUCUCUGAAUACCAGCAGUACCAGGAUGCCACCGCAGAAGAGGAGGAGGAUUUCGGUGAGGAGGCUGAAGAGGAGGCCUAAGGCCGAGUCCCCAUCACCUCAGGCUUCUCAGUCCCCUCAGCCUUCUUCGUCAACUGCCCCUUUCUUCUCCCUCAGAAUUUGCGUUUUCUGCCUCUAUCUUGUUUUUCUCUUGGGUGGGGGGGGGGAGGGUCCUAGAACAGUGCCUGGCACAUAAUAGGCGCUCAAUAAAUAUUUGUUGUUUGUUGAA
Messenger RNA from Hippopotamus amphibius kiboko, 1800 nucleotides. It is a transcript of the gene TUBB, whose product is annotated as tubulin beta class I. Gene Ontology annotation, molecular function: GTP binding; structural constituent of cytoskeleton; GTPase activity. Gene Ontology annotation, cellular component: microtubule; cytoplasm. Gene Ontology annotation, biological process: microtubule cytoskeleton organization; mitotic cell cycle. Lineage: Eukaryota; Metazoa; Chordata; Mammalia; Artiodactyla; Hippopotamidae. The transcript is spliced from 4 exons. The coding region runs from base 279 to 1613 and encodes 444 amino acids. The record is from RefSeq and is a predicted model, not a curated record.